Molecule: messenger RNA, 2882 nt
Organism: Colius striatus (speckled mousebird)
Lineage: Eukaryota; Metazoa; Chordata; Aves; Coliiformes; Coliidae
Gene: LITAF
Product: lipopolysaccharide induced TNF factor
Exons: 5
Coding region: 204-647 (147 amino acids)
Biological process (GO): regulation of cytokine production
Molecular function (GO): zinc ion binding
Source: RefSeq, a predicted model, not a curated record
UUGCACAGACUUUAGUCUCCCUUCCUUUUCCUCCCUCCAGCUUUCGGCCCUAGGUGCGAGGACGCGCCGGCUCCGCUCGCAGCCCGGGCACGGCGAAGCGCUGCCGGAGCAGCUUUUGAGAGUCUGCUUUAAGAAGACAAAACUUGUCGGCUCAGUUUCUGCCAUCAUCUUGCUUUUGUGCCUGUUUACCUCUCAGUUAUACAAUGUCUGCUCCGAGUGGGAUCCCUGCCCCAUCUGCACCACCUUCUUAUGAGGAAACUACAGGAAUCAAUGUGAACUAUCCUAACCCCUAUCCCGUUCAAGAACCUGGCCAGAAACCAGAUGGGAAGGGGAUGAACCCUCCCCCGUACAUGGGACAGCCUGCACCAGCAAGUAACCCCAUUACAGUUCAGACGGUGUAUGUGCAGCAACCUGUAGUGUUUUAUGACCGCCCAGUCCAAAUGCGCUGCCCUUCCUGUAACCAGAUGAUAGUGACACGUCUCUCCUAUGAGUCAGGAGCUUUGACUUGGCUGUCAUGUGGUGGCCUCUGCCUGCUGGGGUGUAUAGUUGGCUGCUGCUUAAUUCCCUUCUGCAUCGAUGCCCUAAAGGAUGUGGAUCACACUUGUCCGAACUGCAGAGCUCUUAUUGGUUCUUACAAACGUUUAUAGGCAGUAUUUAAACAUUAAUAAUCAACUGAUGGCAUUGGUCAGCACCUCUGCAAGCCCUUUCUGAAACUUCUUGGAGACUUCUGGUUAUUUUUGUGCAUCUUGUCACUGGAAACCAAUCAAAAGUAAUGUUUAUUGCUAGAUUGUUUGAAUAAGAAUUUGCUUGAAGGCAUUCUGACUUAGUUCUGUUAUAAGUACACAUCUUUAUGGGCCACUUAGUCCAGCACCAGUUGAUAGCAGCAAAAUUAUUUCCCAUUCUGCUUUAUGCCAAACACUUGGUGAUGUUCUUCAGUUAUUCUUGUCUCAGUCACGUUGCACGCUGCGGUGCUUGCUUACAGUCUCAGCACAGACCAAGAGGAGAACAUCUAUGGAGAUCUAUAUAGUCUCAUGCUUGGUGUUGAUGCUUUUGCAACAGCACUGUUCACAAACUGGCAAGGAGCUGCUUACCUCUGGGACAGGUGCCCCUCUGACAAAAGAAGUGAUUUGUUGGAAUCUUUUUGUGAGCACAAAAAUUCACUUUAAAACUGUUACAGUUGAAAGGGAACCAAACCUAAAGGCUUCUUCCUUCUUGGAGGCUGCUUUACCAAAUGGAUAACUCAGGUUAUUGUGUAUCAAUGGUGAUUCAAUCUAGUACCUGAAUUUCCUCACCAGUUUCUAGUCUAGUCAGAUCUCUGCUCUGCAGGGAAGAUGUUCAUAUAGGAAUUUUUAAUAGAUAUUUUUUCAGUGUUUUUUUGUUUGGUUGGGUUGUUUUUACUGAAGAUCUAUAAGUCUGUGAAGUGUUCACUCCAGUGGACAUGCCUGUACAGCUUUGGUUAUAGCAUUAGAAAAAGCACUUUUGUACAUUUACAUAAGUGAACUGAUGGAUCACAAACAUUAUCUUAAGGCUUGAAUUCCACCUGCAAACCACAGAUGCAGGAGCUGGGCUUUUAAUUGUUGAUCUGUUUUUUGCUGUUUCUUCAUUAAGAAGGUAAAAUAUUUGUUAAGGUGUUUCUCUGAUUAUUUAGACUUAUACUCUAUUUUUUUAAAUGAAAAAAAGUUCUGUUUUCAGAAACUUAUGAUGGAUAUUUAAUAUAAGGCUUUGAAGAUGGCAAUAUUUUACCAUGUCAUAAGUAGCAGACUUGGUCGAAAUAACAGCUUGAUGCAUUUGAAGAAUACCUGUCUAGGAAAGUCAGACAGGCGUUUAAACAAGACUGAUGCUUAGUACUCUUUUAAUCUCUGUAAAGGUAAAAAGCUAAUACAAUAAAAAAUAUUGCACUUACUGUUCUUGCCAAAUGUGCCUUCAAUAAAUAUUUGGUAUAAGUUAACUUUUCAGAAGUCUUUCAGCAAUUUGAAAUGCACAAGUUUCAUGCAUCACAAAUGCAAUAUCUAGGCAUUGUGUUAAUUAGUUUUUAUGAACUGCUGCUGCUUGCAGGUCAGUCUGCAAAUUGCUUUAAGAGCUGGCUUGUGCAUUUCUGAUAUAUCUCCCUGUAAUGAAUUUGUAGUAGUAGCUGCUAACUGGCAAGAGAAUAACAGGGUUAAAACUGUGGUAGUUAUAUAGCUUUCCACUUGGAUGGUAAGGUACUGGCUUGUGUAUUUUGUCUGCUGCUGCACCACCUACUUGCCCCAUGCUGGGUUUCACAGAAAAGGUACUUCGUGUCAGUUUGUCCUCAGAGCAAGGCAGGAAGAAGCAAUGAAGCAUGCAGUGUUUCUAGACUUGAUAAUUGUUUGCAGGGUUGGGAGGAUUUUGAGUUCUUUUUAGUAUCCAUGUCAGUCUGGUUUGGAUGAUCCUGCUGUACAUUCAUUUCAUGAGUAAGUCUUCAAAUUGUUAUUCCCUUAGCUCCCCUCUUCCCCACAAAGUGAUGGUUGAAAAAUCAGAUAGCACCAGAAUGCAGAACACUGAGAAGAAAUGCUUACAUGGGGUUUUCUUUGUUUUUGUUUGAGCAUAGUCCAUUGCAUCUCUUUAAAUUCCUCGUAUGGAUUGAGAAUAGGAUGUGUAGUGUUGGCAGCUGUGCCCAUAAGCAUUCUGCAAAACUUUCUGCUACUGUUUCUAUACUUGCAUUUCCUUAAAUACAAAGCCCAUGUUUGUUCUCUUGUGUGUGGAAUUAUCCACAGAAUGUGCCCAAGUAACUAGCUUUGUUAAACUUGUUUUAGAUGGACAAAUGCAGGAUAUAACUCACUUUGUGUUUUGAUUAUGUUGAAGUUACUGUAUGUUUUUAGAACUGGCUAUAUUUAAAAGAAAUAAAAGCUUUGUCUUUCUUA